CCGCUCCUCCCAGCGGCCCCCGCGCUUCAAGAUGGCGGCGCCACCGGAGAAGCCGGGACCGGUCCGGUAGUUCCGCCGCGGCGAUGGGGCCUUGGGGCCCUGCCGGGCCGCGUUGCUGCGUCCUCUACGCCGUUUUGGGGGCCCUGGUCUGCGGCCUGCGGCCGGUGGGGGCGGCGAUGGUGGCGAGCGACGAAAAGCGCUCGGCGAGCCCGGUGGCCACCACGCCGUGCUGGAGGGUGGAGGACUUCGUGGUGACGCAGGAAUGUGCCCGCUGCUCCGGUUUCGAGGCGGUGAGUGCGCUCAACCCUCUCCUCCCGGUGGGGACCGGUAGCACCGGGACAGGUCCCGGGUCCCGGUCUCGGAUCCCGGUCCCCGAUCCCGGCCCCGGUUCUUAA
Molecule: messenger RNA, 395 nt
Organism: Calidris pugnax (ruff)
Lineage: Eukaryota; Metazoa; Chordata; Aves; Charadriiformes; Scolopacidae
Gene: JTB
Product: jumping translocation breakpoint
Exons: 4
Coding region: 84-395 (103 amino acids)
Cellular component (GO): membrane
Source: RefSeq, a predicted model, not a curated record